Dentiscutata erythropus is the source of this 234-nucleotide messenger RNA. Lineage: Eukaryota; Fungi; Glomeromycota; Glomeromycetes; Diversisporales; Gigasporaceae. The record is from the annotation of a GenBank genome assembly.
UUAACCAUAUUUAUGCUGUUCCGCCGGUUAUACAUAAACUUGUCAAUGAUCCAUUAGUUCAACAAUUUGAUUUAUUAAGUGUAGAUACGAUUGCAAGUGCAGGAGCUCCAUUGGUUGAUCAAUUGGAAAAAAAUUUUUAUGAAAUGUUUAAAAUACCAAUUUUACAAUUUUAUGGUUCUAUUGGGAUUCUUUUUUCAAAUGUGAAAGCUAAAAUAUUAUCAGAAGAUGGUCAUG